Messenger RNA from Didymosphaeria variabile, 831 nucleotides. RefSeq lists its product as uncharacterized. Bases 1 to 831 code for a protein of 276 amino acids. The record is from RefSeq and is a predicted model, not a curated record. NCBI's taxonomy places the organism in Eukaryota, Fungi, Ascomycota, Dothideomycetes, Pleosporales, Didymosphaeriaceae. Gene Ontology annotation, molecular function: protein-macromolecule adaptor activity. Gene Ontology annotation, biological process: vesicle-mediated transport. The transcript has 3 exons.
AUGGAAAUCAACAACCCCCGGCGCAUCCUCGCUGUCGGUGGCCCAGAUUCAGGCGUGCUCUCGUUAAUCAAAGAUCUCACAGGGUCUGCCCCAGAGCUCAUCACCAACACCACCGCCGGCCUCUCCCACGAGUGGAACGUCGAGACGAAAUACUACACUGCAAAGCUGCCAAUAUGGAUCGACGAAAUCCCAGAAGUCUCUGAAUGGCGCACCGAGUUCACAAAGCCUGAAGCAAAAGAAGUCGUCACUGCGAUCGGUGCUUGGAUCUACUGCUUCAAGAAGCCGAUAACAGGAAUGGACGUGGACACGAUAAAGGAUACCAUGCAAGCGAUCGCCAAAGUCAUCGAGACGGCGUGCGGCUACAGCGACGACCAUGUGCGCCUAGCGGUCGCCAUGCCCCAGAGCAUAACACCCUAUCUGGACAAAAGUGCUGAAGAUUGGGACGACUUGUGCAUGGAGCACGGCUUCGAGUUUGUGGAUAGCGAGGCCAAGGGCAAGAACCAAUUUGGCGAAGAGAAGGGCAUCAGGAGGGUGGAGGAUGCGCUCAAGGCUCAAGAGUGGGAUGGUGUUGAUGCUGACGGCGACUUCGGUUUCGACGAGGAUGCAUUCGGCGAGGGACUUGAUGCGGAAGAAAGAGAGAUGGGCAUGGAGUUCUUUGGCUUGAAGAACGCUGUGCACGGUAUUGACGAGGAUGAGGAGGCUCAAGUAGAAGAGCUUGAAGGUUUGAUGCGCAAGAUGGUCGCUAUCAAGGAUCAAAGUGAGGGUAUGUCCGAAGCAGAGCGGAAACGAUUCGCCGCAAAAGCCGUCGACGACCUCAUGAAAGACCUUUAA